UGAAAGAAAUCUGCUGUAAACACAGGGCGGCUGCGCCUUAAGUAGGACAAUAAACCGACUCGGUGUCAAUGCCCUAACAAUGGAUGUCGGCGAUAUGGUUAUAAUCAAGUUAAUUUGUUUGCUAUGCUUCAUAAAAACCAAUCAAGGUUACUACGGCAACCCCCUGAACCGGUACGUGCGGCACUAUGAGGGCCUGUCCUACGACACGGAGCAGGUGCACGAGAGUCACCUGAGGGCCAAGAGGGCCAUCGCCCACGACGACCGAGUCCUACACCUGGACUUCCACGCUCAUGGAAGGCAUUUUAACCUGCGGAUGAAGAGGGACACCAAACUGUUCUCCAAUGACUUCAAGCUGGAGAUGAUGGGAGAGGAGACGGACUACGAUACCUCUCACAUCUACACUGGAGAGCUCUACGGAGAGGAAGGCAGUUUGAGCCACGGCUCGGUGGUGGAUGGCAAGUUUGAAGGCUUCAUCUCCACCACUCGGGGCACCUUCUACGUGGAGCCGGCUGACAGAUACAUGGAGGACAAGAACGUCCCCUACCACUCGGUCAUCUACCAUGAGGACGACAUCCAGUACCCCCACAAGUACGGCCCCCGGGGUGGCUGCGCGGACCACAGUGUCUUUGAGAGGAUGAAGAAGCUCCAGAACUCGGGCUUAGAUGAAGCCGGCACUGCGAAGGGUGGUGUGCAGGAGGGUGUGUCGGGUCAAGAGAAGAGUGUGUUUGUGGAGGAGGAAGAGGAAGGCCAUGGGCCCGUGCUGCUCAGGAGGAAGAGGAUGGCCCAGCCAGAGAAGAACACCUGCCAGCUCUUCAUCCAGACAGACCACCUCUUCUACAAGUACUACAAGACCAGGGAGGCAGUCAUCGCACAGAUCUCCAGUCACGUGAAGGCCAUCGAUGCCAUCUACCAGGGCACCGACUUCCAGGGCAUUCGCAACAUCAGCUUCAUGGUGAAGAGGAUACGGAUCAACACGACAAGCGACGAGAGGGACAAGUCCAACCCUUUCCGCUUUGCCAACAUUGGUGUGGAGAAGUUCCUGGAGCUGAAUUCGGAGCAGAACCAUGACGACUACUGCCUGGCCUACGUCUUCACCGAUCGCGACUUUGAUGACGGCGUACUGGGACUGGCCUGGGUGGGAGCCCCAUCAGGUAGUUCAGGUGGCAUCUGUGAGAAGAGUAAGCUGUACUCGGAUGGGAAGAAGAAGUCCCUGAACACGGGUAUUAUCACAGUCCAGAACUAUGCGUCUCACGUCCCGCCCAAGGUCUCGCACAUCACCUUCGCUCACGAGGUCGGACAUAACUUUGGCUCGCCGCAUGAUUCAGGGUCUGAGUGCACGCCGGGCGAGUCUAAGGCCCAGGAGAAGAAGGAGAAGGGCAACUACAUCAUGUAUGCGCGCGCCACCUCGGGAGACAAGUUCAACAACAACAAGUUCUCCGAAUGCAGCGUGCGCAACAUCAGCCAGGUGCUCGACAAGAAGAGGGGCAACUGCUUCGUCGAGUCGGGUCAGCCUAUCUGUGGUAAUGGGCUGGUGGAGCCUGGGGAGGAGUGUGACUGUGGCUACAGCGACCAGUGCAGAGACCAGUGCUGCUACGAUGCCAACCAGCCCGACAACAAGAAGUGCAAACUCAAGGCCAACAAAGUCUGCAGUCCUAGCCAGGGCCCGUGCUGCACACGCGAGUGCACCUACAAGGGGCGCAACGAGAAGUGUCGCGAGGAGUCGGAGUGUGCGCACCAGGGCAUGUGCAACGGGGUCACCCCCCAGUGCCCCACCUCCGAGCCCAAGGCCAACUUCACUGCCUGCCACGGCGAAACACAAGUCUGCCUCAAUGGGGGCUGCUCGGGCUCCAUCUGUGAGAAAUAUGGUCUGGAGGUGUGUACGUGUGCUAGUGUGGACGGGAAGGAUGAGACUGAACUCUGCCACGUCUGCUGUAUGGAGAAGAUGAACCCCAGCACGUGCAGCAGUACCGGCUCAGAGCGCUGGCUGCGCUUCUUCAACCGCAAGGUGACGACCCUGCAGGCGGGCUCUCCCUGCAACGACUUCAAGGGCUACUGCGACGUCUUCAUGCGCUGCCGCCUGGUGGACGCCGACGGACCCUUGGCGCGCCUCAAGAAGGCCAUCUUCAACCCGGAGCUCUACGAGAACAUUGCAGAGUGGAUAGUGGCUCAUUGGUGGGCUGUGCUGUUGAUGGGAAUUGCCCUCAUCAUGCUGAUGGCCGGCUUCAUCAAGAUCUGCAGCGUGCACACGCCCAGCAGCAACCCCAAACUACCGCCUCCAAAACCACUGCCAGGUACCCUGAAGCGCCGCCGGGCCCGAGAGCACGCCGCCAGCCAGCAGCACCAGCACCAGCAUGCCCACCAGAACCAACACGGCCACCAGAACCAACACGGAGGACACCAGAACCAGCACCCGCGCCAGCACCAGGCGCCGCGCCAGCCCCACCCCCAGCGCCACCACCGGCAGCCCCGGGAGAACUACCAGAUGGGCCAGAUGCGCCGCUGACCCCCAUGACCCUUGACCCUUCACCCCCCUGGUCUCUCACCUGCCAUCUCACCAUGCACACUCCCCUCUCUCCUCCUUCCUCUCAAUGCCUACAGCACAGUGGGAUGGACUUUUUCACUUUCUCCAAAGACCUAACUACCACAGACCUAUACACACCUAGACCUAUAUACACACACACACACACACACACACACACACACACACACACAAGCACUUUUCAGUAGCCAUGCGCACACACACAUACACAUACACACGCACAAUCUCUCUCUCUCUCUCUCACACACACACACACACACACACACACACACACACACACACACACACACACACUCACACAAUCAUCAUGUACUAUAUCUGACUGGACAAGAGAAAUGCAGCAUCAGUGCUUACUCGUGAGUGUGCAUGCACUGAAACACAACAGAGAUUAUCAAACCAUUCUGCUUCCUACAUACAUGCACGCACACACACACGCACAAUCAAGAUUUUAGAAGGGUGGAUCUUGAAGCUGACAGGAGUGCUGGCAAGAUGAAGCCUUGUUUGGGAUGUCUUAAAAUCUCUCCAUCUUCACCUUUCCCUCUCUCUUUCUGCCUUUUUUCUCUCUUCUCUCCAUUUCUUGCCAUCUCUUCUCUCUCUCUCUCUCUCUCUCUCUCUC
Engraulis encrasicolus (European anchovy) is the source of this 3155-nucleotide messenger RNA. RefSeq names its product disintegrin and metalloproteinase domain-containing protein 10-like. Gene Ontology annotation, cellular component: plasma membrane; synaptic membrane. Bases 80 to 2503 code for a protein of 807 amino acids. Lineage: Eukaryota; Metazoa; Chordata; Actinopteri; Clupeiformes; Engraulidae. The record is from RefSeq and is a predicted model, not a curated record. Gene Ontology annotation, molecular function: metalloendopeptidase activity involved in amyloid precursor protein catabolic process. The transcript has 16 exons. Gene Ontology annotation, biological process: membrane protein ectodomain proteolysis; Notch signaling pathway.